CUGCGCUCCUCCCCUUUCCUCCUCCCUCCCCUCCUCUCUCUCUUGCGCCGCCGCCGCCCCCGCCGGAUCUGUCUGUGUCUCUGCGUGAGGGGAGGGGGGGCCUGUUCGGCCCUGCGCACUGAGCGAUGUUUGGCCGCCAUCGCGGCGGAGAAGGAGGAGGAGGCGCAGGAGGCUGAGGGAGCCGCCGCCACCGCCGCCGCCGCGUACAGACGGCCACUUGGGCCUGCCUCGCCUCAACCUCGCCUCUCCGCCCGCCCUCGGAGUGAAGGUCGCCGCCGCCUGAGGGGGGCUUCUCCCCGGCCCCGUUUCCCUCUCCCCGCCCCUCAGGAAAGGGGGGCUCCGCUCCCGCCGGGCCCGAAGAUGUCGAACCUGAGCAAGGGGACCGGCAGCCGGAAGGACACCAAGAUGCGGAUCCGAGCCUUCCCGAUGACUAUGGAUGAAAAAUAUGUGAACAGCAUUUGGGAUCUUCUGAAAAACGCAAUUCAAGAGAUUCAGCGUAAGAACAACAGUGGUCUCAGCUUUGAGGAACUCUAUAGGAAUGCUUAUACUAUGGUAUUACAUAAACAUGGCGAGAAACUAUACACUGGACUACGAGAAGUGGUUACUGAGCAUCUCAUAAACAAGGUGCGAGAAGAUGUGCUAAAUUCAUUAAAUAACAACUUCCUCCAAACAUUAAACCAAGCAUGGAAUGAUCAUCAAACAGCAAUGGUGAUGAUUAGAGACAUUCUAAUGUAUAUGGACCGUGUAUAUGUACAACAAAAUAAUGUGGAAAAUGUCUACAACUUGGGAUUAAUUAUCUUUCGAGAUCAAGUUGUACGUUACGGGUGUAUUAGGGAUCAUCUACGACAGACAUUGUUGGACAUGAUUGCAAGGGAACGGAAAGGAGAAGUUGUGGACAGAGGAGCAAUCAGAAAUGCUUGUCAGAUGUUAAUGAUUCUAGGCCUUGAAGGAAGAUCUGUCUAUGAAGAAGAUUUUGAAGCCCCAUUUUUAGAGAUGUCAGCAGAAUUCUUUCAGAUGGAGAGCCAGAAGUUUUUAGCAGAAAAUAGUGCUUCAGUUUAUAUCAAGAAAGUAGAAGCUAGAAUUAAUGAAGAAAUAGAACGUGUGAUGCACUGCCUUGAUAAAUCAACUGAAGAGCCAAUUGUAAAAGUUGUUGAGAGAGAGCUUAUUUCCAAGCAUAUGAAGACUAUAGUGGAAAUGGAGAAUUCUGGUCUAGUUCACAUGCUAAAAAAUGGAAAAACAGAAGAUCUUGCUUGUAUGUACAAGCUGUUCAGCCGUGUGCCGAAUGGUCUUAAGACAAUGUGUGAGUGUAUGAGCUCCUACCUCCGAGAGCAAGGUAAAGCUCUUGUAUCUGAAGAAGGAGAAGGAAAGAACCCAGUUGACUAUAUUCAGGGUUUACUGGAUUUGAAGAGUAGGUUUGAUCGCUUCCUUCAAGAAUCUUUCAAUAACGACAGGCUCUUCAAACAAACCAUUGCGGGUGACUUUGAGUAUUUCCUCAACCUUAACUCUAGGUCUCCAGAGUACCUCUCAUUAUUUAUUGAUGACAAGUUAAAAAAAGGAGUCAAGGGACUAACUGAGCAAGAAGUAGAGACUAUAUUGGACAAGGCAAUGGUUUUGUUUAGGUUUAUGCAAGAGAAGGAUGUUUUUGAACGAUACUAUAAACAGCACUUGGCAAGGAGGCUUCUAACAAACAAAAGUGUUUCAGAUGACUCUGAGAAAAACAUGAUAUCUAAGCUAAAGACUGAAUGUGGAUGUCAAUUCACAUCAAAACUGGAAGGAAUGUUCAGGGAUAUGAGCAUCUCAAACACAACAAUGGAUGAAUUUAGGCAACAUCUACAGGCAACAGGGGUCUCAUUAGGUGGUGUUGAUCUGACAGUGCGGGUUCUCACAACAGGCUACUGGCCUACUCAGUCGGCCACACCAAAGUGCAACAUUCCCCCAGCCCCCAGACAUGCUUUUGAAAUAUUUAGGAGAUUUUAUUUAGCCAAACAUAGUGGAAGGCAGCUGACACUCCAGCAUCAUAUGGGCUCUGCAGAUCUCAAUGCCACCUUCUAUGGUCCUGUUAAAAAGGAAGAUGGCUCAGAGGUUGGUGUAGGAGGCGCCCAAGUAACUGGCUCUAACACACGGAAGCACAUAUUGCAAGUCUCCACUUUCCAGAUGACGAUACUAAUGCUCUUUAACAACAGAGAAAAAUACACUUUUGAGACACUAAUUGCUGAGCACCAUGUUCAAGUGACAAGAGUAUUUCCUGGACGGGAACGCUUAAGUCUGCAGGAAAUACAACAAGAGACUGAUAUCCCUGAAAGAGAGCUUGUACGAGCGCUACAGUCCCUUGCGUGUGGAAAGCCAACACAACGGGUUCUCACAAAAGAGCCGAAAUCAAAAGAAAUAGAAAAUGGACACAUAUUUACAGUGAAUGACCAGUUCACAUCCAAACUGCACAGAGUCAAGAUUCAAACAGUUGCUGCCAAACAAGGAGAAUCGGACCCAGAAAGAAAAGAAACAAGACAGAAAGUAGAUGAUGACAGAAAACAUGAGAUAGAGGCUGCUAUAGUCCGGAUAAUGAAAUCUAGGAAGAAGAUGCAGCAUAAUGUUCUAGUAGCAGAGGUAACCCAACAACUGAAGGCACGAUUCCUACCAAGUCCAGUUGUUAUUAAAAAGCGUAUUGAAGGACUUAUUGAGCGUGAAUAUUUGGCACGAACACCUGAGGACCGCAAAGUAUACACUUACGUAGCAUAAAAUGUGUUCCGCAAAUAUGAUUUAUUCUUGGACUAUACUCUUCGCAUGAACUGGGAAGUUCUUUUAAAUCAUUAAAUAUUAAGACGACCAUCUCUUCUAUUAAAUUACAAUACAUGUUCUAGAUCAUUCAGAUCAAGCCUUUUCUCCUUCGGAGAGUUUUUCAACAUCAAAAUGAUUGAGCUUCAAGCUUCUCAGCGUUUAUCCCAGUAGAAAUCAUCCUUACAGUUCCUCGGGAAAAUGUGAAUGUGCCGCGUUUUGUUUUCAAUACUGUAUGAAAACAGGAAAAAAUAAAAUAAAAACAAAUUUAGAAAAUACAGCUCAUUAAAAAAUAAAAUUGUUGGAAUUUCAUUUCCCCGGAUCUUCA
Podarcis muralis (Common wall lizard) is the source of this 3100-nucleotide messenger RNA. RefSeq names its product cullin 3 (gene CUL3). Gene Ontology annotation, cellular component: cullin-RING ubiquitin ligase complex. Gene Ontology annotation, biological process: ubiquitin-dependent protein catabolic process. Gene Ontology annotation, molecular function: ubiquitin protein ligase binding. NCBI's taxonomy places the organism in Eukaryota, Metazoa, Chordata, Lepidosauria, Squamata, Lacertidae. The record is from RefSeq and is a predicted model, not a curated record.